AUGGCUUCUUCUUCUCUUUCUCUUCUCACCCUCGCCCUCCCCCUCUUCCUAUGUUUUCUUUUCACCCACCUGGGUUCCUUGCACGCACAGAUGGACGACGCUAGCUUCAACCUCAUGUCCGACGCGCUCGACUGGCCAACCGCAAUGUCGCUCUACGAUGAUGUUGACGAAGACGAGGAAGAUGUCGAGAGCGGGUUUAGUCGGAGAUCAUUGUUCUGGCGGCGAAUGAAGUACUACAUCUCCUACGGUGCUCUUUCCGCUAACCGAAUCCCCUGCCCUCCUCGUUCUGGGAGAUCUUACUACACUCACAACUGCUACAAGGCGCGUGGCCCGGUUCACCCCUACUCCAGAGGCUGCUCUGUCAUCACGCGCUGCCGGAGAUGA
Messenger RNA from Sphenostylis stenocarpa, 384 nucleotides. NCBI's taxonomy places the organism in Eukaryota, Viridiplantae, Streptophyta, Magnoliopsida, Fabales, Fabaceae. The record is from the annotation of a GenBank genome assembly.